AGAACAGUGACCCUUUGCGAUGCGGUCCACGAUGACGGCCGUGCUGCUGGUGGCGGCGACCCUGCUCGCGGUCGUGACCUCGCGCAAGAGCCUGGGUCAUGAUCCGGCUGGUUAUGUCUACCAGCAUCAUACAGUUGCGCACCCUUACAUGAACAGUGGAAUGGACAUCCCUCACUGGCGCAUUGGUGGAUCAACUCUGGUCACGGACAGCUACAUCCGUCUUACACCCGAUCGCCAGUCGCGCCGCGGUUACCUGUGGAACUCCCGCCCCUACAAGCUUUUGGCAACCCAAGUGCCCGAGGAUGAGGGUUCCAUGAGUGACUUCCAGCUUGACAUUAGCUUUCAUGUGCAUGGCCAAGGUGUGCGUCUGUACGGUGAUGGUUUUGCCGUGUGGUACACCAAAGAAUCAGAGGAAAUGGGCCCCGUCUUUGGCAAUCGCGACAAGUUUACCGGUCUUGGCAUUUUCUUCGACACCUACAGUAACGUGCAACAGGGUCACCAACAGUACAUCAGCGUCAUGAUUGGUGAUGGCGAACAAGCCUACGAUCAUGAUGUGGAUGGCGGUGAUGCCAAGAUUGCCGGCUGCCCGCUUCGCUUCCGUAGCCGCAGCGACGAAGUGCCCUAUCAUGCCCGCAUCAUCUACCAAGACAAGAUCUUGCGGAUGCACCUCGACCUGAACACUGGCAACUGGCACGAGUGCUUUGUGGUGCGCCGUGUACACCUUCCCCCGGGCUAUCACUUUGGUGUCACCGCUGCCACUGGUGAUUUGGCCGACAACCAUGACAUCAUCAGCUUCAAGGUCUCCGAACCCGUGGAGAUGGACCCCGAAGAGAAGAAGGAGCUCAUGGACCGCAUUCACGAGGACGAGGUUCUUGAACAAAAGAACCCCGAUCAGCUUCUCCACAAGGGCCAGGAUAUCCAAUACGAAAACCCCGACGCAGAAGGCUCCUGGUUCUGGGUCGGCGUUGUCGUUGUGGUCCUGAUCGCUGCCACCUUUGGUGGCCUUUUUGUCUACUCCAAGUCGCAGCAAAAAGCCAGUCGCUUCAACUUUUAA
This is a messenger RNA of Monosiga brevicollis MX1, 1054 nucleotides long. RefSeq lists its product as uncharacterized. The transcript has 5 exons. Bases 20 to 1054 code for a protein of 344 amino acids. Gene Ontology annotation, cellular component: COPII-coated ER to Golgi transport vesicle; Golgi membrane; endoplasmic reticulum membrane. Gene Ontology annotation, biological process: Golgi organization; endoplasmic reticulum to Golgi vesicle-mediated transport; endoplasmic reticulum organization. Lineage: Eukaryota; Choanoflagellata; Craspedida; Salpingoecidae. Gene Ontology annotation, molecular function: D-mannose binding. The record is from RefSeq and is a predicted model, not a curated record.